AUGCCAUCCUGGUGGGGGAAAAAGACUAGUAAGUAUGAGAAUUCUUCAAAGGAUUCAUCAAAUUCACCGAGUAAAAGCAAGGAUUUUGCUGCUAUAGGGAAACAAGGUGGAGGGCUCCCAUUGCCCAGUCCUUUGGAGUCAUCGAAUGAGCAUAAUCGUGCUCUCGGAGCUGGAUAUGCAUCCGGGUCGGGUUCCGUUCCCAGUGUUGGUUCAUCCGAAUCAUCUUGUGGCCAUGCCCAUGUUGUGGUUGAUCAUGCUUUCAGAGAACCUCGAGAUAAAAAAUUAAGUCCUUUGUUGCGAAGCCCAAGUCAAGGAGCAAAGGGGACUACCAAAGUUACCUCACCUCUUCAUCUGCGAUGUUAUGGUAUUAAUAUGGACUCUCCGACCAGGAAACCAGAAGAUGGAAAGAGUGAAUGUCAUAAGCUACCCCUUCCACCUGGUUCUCCUGCCAACCCUUCUAUGUUGCCGACCCCAAGAAGUCCCGGGAUAACUAAAACCUCAAGUUGUAAUCCAUCAAAAUGGAGGAAAGGGAGGCUUCUAGGAAGGGGAACAUUUGGUCAUGUUUAUCUCGGAUUCAACUUUGAGAACGGUCAAAUGUGUGCCAUAAAGGAAGUCCGGGUUGUUUCGGACGAUCAAUUAUCCAAAGAAUGUCUCAAGCAAUUGAAUCAGGAGAUUGAUUUGCUCAGUCGGCUUUCACAUGUAAACAUUGUUCAGUACUAUGGUAGCGACCUGAGUGAAGAAACACUAUCUGUUUACUUAGAGUACGUUUCGGGGGGUUCCAUCCAAAAAUUACUGCAAGAAUACGGGCCGUUUGCUGAGCCUGUCAUACAAAAUUACACGGGGCAAAUUCUCUUGGGACUCGCUUACUUGCAUGGAAAAAAUACAAUCCACAGAGAUAUCAAAGGGGCAAACAUAUUAGUAGGUACCAAUGGUGAAAUCAAACUUGCUGAUUUCGGCAUGGCAAAACCUAUAAAUUCCUCUCCUUCAAUGCUAUCUUUCAAAGGAAGUCCUUAUUGGAUGGCACCUGAGGUUGUAACGAAUACAAAUGGUUAUAGCUUUCCGGUGGAUAUAUGGAGCUUAGGAUGCACAGUUCUCGAAAUGGCAACGUCAAAACCACCAUGGGGCCAAUAUGAAGGGGUUGCUGCAAUAUUCAAAAUAGGAAACAGCAAGGAUAUCCCGCAGAUUCCUGAUCAGCUAUCGCCUGAUGCAAAAAGUUUCAUAAGGCUGUGCUUGAAAAGGGAACCAUCUUUGAGGCCAACAGCUUCCCAACUACUGGGUCACCCCUUCGUUAGGAAUCAAAUGGCAAUGAGAACAGUCAAUAUCACUGUAACUAGAGAAGCCUUCCCUCAUGCCUUGGAUAGAACCUGCAUCGCUAUGAGUCCCGAGCUGCUUUCCAGCAGAAUGAAUAAUAGUUAUAAUAGGGACGAUACAUCAAGGCCAAUACCAACCACACUAAGGACUUUAUCGUGCCCGAGGGAUAUUGCUAGAACAAUAGCAUCCUUGCCGGUUACUCCCGCUUCAAGCCCAUUACGACAUCAUGGAUCAGUGCAAAUAAACCGUUUUGUUUCUCCAACACACCCGUCUCACACUUUUGUCGACCAAAGCAUUUACAAUCAUAGUGAUCACUCCCCAUUUCCUGUGGAACAAAACUCCAGAAGAACGCUAGAUCAAUGGCUCGAAAUUCCUCGACUUAAAGCUCAAACACCUGUUAGGUCCCCUGCACGAACCAUUCUGUAG
This is a messenger RNA of Fraxinus pennsylvanica, 1737 nucleotides long. The record is from the annotation of a GenBank genome assembly. NCBI's taxonomy places the organism in Eukaryota, Viridiplantae, Streptophyta, Magnoliopsida, Lamiales, Oleaceae.